Messenger RNA from Oryza brachyantha (malo sina), 6523 nucleotides. RefSeq lists its product as uncharacterized. Bases 1 to 4527 code for a protein of 1508 amino acids. The record is from RefSeq and is a predicted model, not a curated record. The transcript has 4 exons. NCBI's taxonomy places the organism in Eukaryota, Viridiplantae, Streptophyta, Magnoliopsida, Poales, Poaceae.
AUGCACGCUUGGGCAGCGGACGUGGCCGAACGGCUGAUCGGCCGCUCCUGCGCCCUGGAGCAGAUCGUGACGGACCUCGUCCAUCCCGUCGAGGCUAGGAACACGCGCACGAUCAACCUUUGGGCGUGGGCGGCAAACCCGAGCACCAUCCCCAAGCGGGUGUGGCUGGGUUUCACAAACCGCGCCAAGAACCCCCAGUCAGAAGAACUUUUUGUUCAAGACAAGCCGCCAGAACACUGGCAACGGGGUGUUCGGCACCCUGUCCUCUUUCACCUGGAAGAAGUCCAUGACUACACGGUGGCUGGAGUGGUGCUGACAGAGGAGACCACUUGCCAGCCAACGCGGCGCAAGCUACCCCCAUGGUCCCUAGGAGUGAUGGAUGGUGAGCCAACGCCGGCGCGGGCCUUUGAGACUUUCCAGCAUCAUCUGUCGCCGCGCAAUCUGUCGGUCCAUGCACGCUUGGGCCAGGAUGGCAUACGAGGUGACCGGAUGGCAGGAGUGGUUGGGAUCGCGACCACUGUGACGACGGUCGCGACGACGACCAUGAAGAUGCAGCAACUUACAAAGGAAGACGAGGUCACAGUGGGCAACGAGGGGAUCGCCCGCAUCGGCACCAAACCUAUGAAGACGACCACCCAGACUUUGGUGGCUCGGGAUGGUGGAAGCGGGAUCACCAUGAUGAUGACGGCGACGACCGUCAAGGCGGCCGGGGCCGGGACCUGGCUCGAGGCUUCUUCAAUGGGAAAAGAAGCAAGCAGCUGCUGCCAGGAGCUCACCGUCCUGGAAAAAAGCCAGGAUCCUGUGCAAACAGGGAAUGAAGUCUGGUCCCCAAAGGCCAUAAUCCCGGCGAAGCGAGUCUUUGAGCGCAUUUUGCAGGACUUAGCCUUGGUGCAUGGAGAUUUGGAGCCAAUGACGACAGAACUCGACGGUGUGGCCGUGUCGAUGUUGCAGGACACCGGGGCGGGCGACAUUGGCCACAUGGAUCACACGGCGGUCGAUGAUGAUGAAGAAGCCGCCUCCAAUGCCGAGCUGCCGCCACUGGACACGGUGGUGGUCAACAUGACGACUGUCAUCGAUCAAGCGACAAGGGAUGUCGACACUUUGCCGCCCAAGCCGAACGAUUCCACGUUGCCCAAGUUGAUCAUGCAGGUCAAUGAGCUCUUCGUGCCACCACCAAAGCCAAUCAUAUCCACGUCGCUGGCUACAACAGGUGCUGUUGUUGGUCGACGCACCAAGCCACGGCUACUGCCAAGCUCCACCAACACUCGCCGUAGUGCCCGCCUCGCGAGGCAACCGGCACUGACGGCAAUGGAGCGCUGCCAGCGCGUCUUGCUAAGGCGCAUGGGCCUAAUGCAGAAGGAAGAUGAUGCUGCCGCCGUACAGGAAGUCCUGGCCCAAUACGUCGCUAUGUUUGAUGGCCCCUGCCGCCGGACGUUAUCGCAGCACUCACGGCGGUCUUCGGCAUCGACAACGACGACAGCAACAACCCCGCAAACGCCAUCGUUCGAGUCAUGGGUGAAGGGAUCGCAGAUGCGGUCGAGGAGGUGGAGGAGGCUCUUGCCUGAUACCCACCGAGGAAGAAAGUGGGAGAUCGACAACUCCAUGCACUACCUAAAAGAUGCUUUCCUCAGACACAUUAGAAGACUGAAGCCAAGCCCAGGAGAGGGCUGGCUACUCCUCGGCGACUUUAACAUGAUCUAUAGGGCAAGAGACAAGAACAACACGAAUCUGAACCUCGCCCAUAUGAAUCGCUUCAAAUCGACCCUGGACCACUGCGAGCUUAAAGAAAUCCACCUGCAGAACCAAAAAUUUACUUGGAGCAAUGAGUGGCUGAGGCCGACCUUGGUGAAGCUAGCUAGGUGCUUCUGCAACGAAACGUGGAAUUUAGCCUUCCCAAACCACGUUCUGUAUGCCCUGCCAACAGGCCCAUCAGACCACUGCCCGUUGAUUCUGUCAAACGCCGCUGUCCACGACAAACCACGAACCUUCAAGUUUGAGAAUUUCUGGACAAAAAUCCUAGGUUUCAAGGACGUUGUCGCCGACGCCUGGAACAAACAAACAGCACACACAGAGCCGAUACACCGGCUGAACCACAAGCUACAAACAACAGCUCGGUGCUUGAGAAAAUGGUCAAGAGGAAUAUGCUUAGAAGCGAAGUUACAGUUCUACAUGGCCCUAGAUGUCAUCCAGCGGCUUGACACCGCGCAGGAGCGAAGAGAGCUAACAGCCGCAGAACGUCGGUUGAGGGCGAGCCUCAAAAACCGUCUCCUUGGCCUGGCAACGAUCGAACGAGCAUGCAAGAGGCAAGCUUCCCGAAUAACAAACAUCAGAGAGGGAGAUGCCAACACAAAAUUUUUCCACCUAAAAGCUAACACGCGCAGGAGGAAGAACAAUAUUCAAAUCCUACGCAAGGAGAAUGCCUGGGCAACAUCUCACGAAGACAAAGAAGCAGUGAUUCACGACUACUUCGCUGCAAUAAUGGGCUGGCCGGAGCCGAGGACAUGUGACCUCAACUGGCAAGAAUUCCACACCCCACCAGUGGACUUGUCGCACCUCGAUGAGCCAUUCACAGAAGAAGAAAUCUUAAAGGCAAUCAAACAAAUGCUGACCGACAAGGCGCCGGGCCCAGACGGUUACACGAUGAACUUUUUCAGAGUUUGUUGGGCCAUCAUUAAGGAGGACGUCGUGGCGGUCUUCAACGUGAUCAAUAACCUUAGAUGUGCAAGUCUAAACAUGCUAAACUCGGCCAACAUUGUGCUAAUCCCCAAAAAAGGAGCAGAAGAGGUGGCGGAUUUUAGGCCGAUUAGCCUAAUCCACAGCAUAGCAAAAAUCCUCUCCAAACUCUUAGCAUUGAGACUACGACCACACAUGCACUCACUUGUAUCUAUCAGCCAAAGCGCCUUCAUCAAGGGUAGAAGCAUACACGACAACUUCAAGUACGUUAGAAACCUUGCAAGAAGGUAUCACAAAACCAGGCGGCCGAUGCUCCUGUUCAAACUUGACAUUACGAAAGCGUUCGACUCGGUCAGAUGGGACUACUUGCUUUCCUUGCUACAACAUCAAGGCUUCCCGCAGAAAUGGAGGGACUGGAUCUCAGCCAUCCUUUCUACUUCCACCUCACAAGUCCUCCUCAACGGGAUCUCAGGGGAGAGAAUACAGCACGGAAGAGGCCUAAGGCAAGGCGACCCGCUAUCGCCUCUGCUCUUCAUCAUGGCAAUUGACCCGCUUCAAUGGAUCCUCUCCAAAGCAACCCAACUAAACGCCAUCACCAAACUGCGAGACAGGGUGGCCUGUUUACGAAUCUCGAUGUACGCCGAUGACGCGGUGGUCUUCAUGAACCUAGUCAAGAACGACGUCCAGACCUUCACUAGCAUUCUCAAGAGCUUCGAAGAGGCUACGGGGUUGAUCACAAACAUGCACAAAUCCCAAGUUGCAGCAAUCAGGUGCCACAACAUAGACAUCGACCACCUCCUAGAGGGUGUCCCCGCCAUGCGGGCACAAUUUCCCCUGAAGUACCUUGGACUACCUCUAGUCUUAGGGAGGACGCGCAAGACAGACACUCAACAGAUACUGGACAAAAUCAUGGCAAGAAUCACAGGAUGGAGAGGCAAAAAUUUAGGACCGGUAGGAAGGUCAGUCCUAGUCAAAUCAGUGCUAACAGCACAGCCGAUCUAUCUUCUCGCAGCCUUAAAGAUCACCAAGGAGUCCCUAAACCAAAUUGAUGCUAAAAGACGAAGGUUCCUGUGGGCAGGGACGGGAGACAUCACAGGGGGUAAAUGUAAGGUUAACUGGGAAAGAACAUGCAUGCCAAUAAAACAAGGGGGCCUGGGCAUGCUGAACUUGGAGAAAUUCACGAGAGCCCUUAGGCUGAGAUGGCUCUGGCAUGAAUGGAGUGACCCCGCUAAACCGUGGGUGGGGAUGGACACACCGUGUGACGAAAUGGACAGAGCAUUAUUCGAGGCGGUGUCGAAAAUAACGAUAGGGGACGGUAAUACCAUCCGCUUUUGGAACUCCGCCUGGCUAAUGGGGCGUAGACCAAAGGACGUGAUGCCAUUGGUCUAUGCGGCAUCAAGUAAAAGGAAGAAAACUCUACGAGAAGGCAUUACAAAUAACGUCUGGAUCGCUGACCUCAAGCUAAAUAACAGUACCAGCCUCACGGUAGAGCUGAUUAACCAGCUGAUCGAUCUGUGGGGUGCGACCCAAGAGAUCCUACUCCAGCAAGGGGUUCUGGACCAGAUCACUUGGAAGCUUUCGGACCAUGGCGAAUACUCCACCUCGUCGGCCUAUAAAGUGCAAUGCUUGGGAUCUACAGAUUCCAAACUCAACAGCCUCAUUUGGAAAGCCUGGGCCCCUCCAAAGUGUAAAUUCUACGCUUGGUUGGUGACUCAAAUAGAGUGUGGACCUCAGAUAGGCUUGCGGCUAGAGGUUAGCCAAACAACGGAGUAUGCCCCCUUUGUCGCACGACGGACGAGUCAACAAAACACCUCCUUGCCCAUUGCAGAUACACCAAAAGAAUCUAGACGAUGACAGCUACGUGGGUGGCAUACCAACAACUGGACCCAAGACGUUGGAACCCCACCGAGAGUAUUCAGGAAUGGUGGGAGAUGUUAUCCAAUGCUAGGGGAGUACCAAAGAAAGGAUUACAAACCCUUAUCCUUCUAUUCGCCUGGGAAAUCUGGAAAGAGAGUAACCGGCGUGUCUUCUAUAGGAAGGAGACCUCGGCUACUAGCCUCAUGGCAAAAAUUAAAGACGAGGCCAGAAUUUGGUCCAUGGCGGGCGCCAAGAGGCUUGGAGACUUAAUUGCUCCUAACAUGUAGAGCCCAACGUGCAUGUUUAUCUGUCUCCCCUCCCCUUUCUCUUUUGUUCUCUUCCACCCCUAGGGGCUUGUACUCUUCUCCACCUUUAUUAAUGAAAUAGCAGAAUCUCGUGCUGAUUUCUUUCAAAAAAAAAAACAAGAAGGGAAAGCACAAGAAGAGAAGAGGAGGGGAAAAAUCAAAGUUAGAAGCUGAGCUAAAAUCUCACAAACGAGGGAGCAUAAACUGCUGGGUUACCACCUCAGGGUUACUGAUCAUCCGUUGAUGGGUAUUGUCUUUUACCAUCUACUUGGGUGGAAGUUAAUUUAUCCACAUAACUUUCUGGAACCUGUUUCAGAAGAAUUGCUUUUGUUCUACUAGGACGGCACAUCUCUAGCAGCAACAGUCUGACCUGAUAACUAGUCCUGAAAGUGAGCAGCCAAGCAGAGGAAAAUGGGUAUUGCGCAUCUUGCAGGGGUGGAUGCGGUUAAGCUUGUCAGGAUGAUUGUGCAGGCAGCCCAGAAGGUUCACCACAACAAGAAGACCUGCCAGCAGCUUGCCCAUCGUGUGCAAAUAAUCGGCGACAUUCUGAAAAAGCUUCAGAAUUCAGAGAUGAUGCAACAACCAGAGAUCAGGAAUGGACUGAAUGAGCUUGAAGAGAUCUUUGCGGGACCAUCCCCAAACCGGGGUGGCCAAAUUCAUUAAGGCAGAAGAAUUUACAAGUUGUUUACAAAGGAAUCGACAAAAGGUUGCCGAUAACACCUAGUUCGUCACAGGCGACAAACCGAGCGGCCGAAAAAACAAAGCUGACUACUCACUAAUAAAUUUAAGUAACCCCGCCAUCUUCGAGACCUCUAUCUCUUCCCUGAUACCAUGCACCGUAUCACCAACCGAGGUGAGCUUCUGGUUGAACACUCUAUUGUUUCUUUCCUACCACACCAUCUAGAAGGUUAGUUGGACAAGAGCAUCAAAAUUUUUUCUGUACACCGUCCGGCAACAAGAUCUUGCUUCCAGCCACCAAUCUCCCAGCGCAAGGCCCCUCUCUCCUGGUAAUGUAAAGUCUAGUUCCACCCAACUUCUUAACCUUGUCCAGACCUCAUUAGUGAAGCGACAAUCAACGAAUAAAUGUGCACAACUCUCUUGCGCUGCCGAGCAUAGCCUGCACCCCGCUUGAUGUGGCCAUCCUCUUUGCGCUAGAUUGUCGGCCGUGAGACACCUCCCUCUUUCCGCCAGCCACAUGAAGAACUUGAUCUUGGUCGGUACAUGCGAUUUCCAGUUGAUCUUUCCACACACGACAAGCGUAUUGGCGGCGAAGAAAAACUUGUAGGCUUCUGCCACGGAAAAACAUCCAUUGGUUGCCGUUUUCCACAUUACUGCAUCUUCCUGUUCCGGGUUAAGCAUCAUUUGCUGGACCUCGUCCCAGACCGCGAAGUACUCGGCAAUGGCUACGUUUGAUGGGGCCCCCUUUAUGUCACGCACCCAUCUGUUGUUAUGCACACCAUCUGCUACAGUCAAGUUGCUCUUCUCUACAUGACUGAACAAACAUUUCCUGGAAUUCAUGAUGCUUCCGCCCGGAAGCCAGUGUGCCUUCCAAAAAUUAACAGUUGUUCCAUUGCCAACAAUGAAUUUUGUUGCUAAGUAGGACAUAUUUUCCAUCUGUUUGGGCUGUCUGAUCGGGAAUUUCGCCCAUGGUCUAUCCUUUUGAUCAUGCUGCAGCGCCAACCAUUUCA